AGGAUGGAAAAUCAGAGUUGUGCAUCUGAGUUCAUCCUUUUGGGGCUCCCCAACUGGACAGAGAAACAGAGCCUAUAUUUUAUUCUUUUCCUGGUCAUGUACCUCAUCACUGUGCUGGGGAACCUACUCAUCAUCUUGCUCAUCAGACUAGAAUCUCGUCUCCACACCCCAAUGUACUUCUUCCUCAGUCACCUGGCACUCACCGACAUCUCUUUCUCUUCAGUGACAGCUCCCAAGAUGCUCUACAAUAUACAGACACAGAGUCAAUCUAUCUCCUAUGCUAGGUGUGUUUCCCAGAUGCAUUUCUUUGUAUUUUAUGGAGAUAUUGACAGUCUCCUUCUUACCUCCAUGGCCUAUGAUAGGUAUGUAGCUAUAUGCCACCCCCUCCACUAUACCACUAUCAUGAGUCAAAGCCUAUGUUUCUUGCUGGUGAUUCUAUCCUGGGUCUUGUCCUGUGCUAGUGCCCUUUGCCAUACCCUGCUGCUGAUUCGUCUCUCUUUUUGCAGAGACAACAUUGUCCCCCACUUCUUCUGUGACCUCUCUGCCUUACUUAAGCUGUCCAGCUCAGAUACCACAGUCAAUGAAAUAGCUAUCUUCACUGUGGGCACAGCUGUCAUCACUGUACCAUUUAUAUGCAUCAUGGUUUCUUAUGGCCGUAUUGGUGCCACCAUCUUGAAAUUUCCCUCUGCCAAGGGGAUCUAUAAAGCUUUGUCCACCUGUGGUUCACACCUCACUGUGGUGUCUCUCUACUAUGGAUCAAUUAUUGGACUGUAUUUUUUCCCCUCAUCCACAAACUCUAAUAACAAAGAUGUUAUAGUGGCUGUAUUGUACACUCUGGUUACUCCCAUGCUGAACCCUUUUAUUUACAGUCUGAGAAAUAGGGAUAUGAAAGGAGCACUGAGAAAUAUACUCAAUAGAGCUAUAUUUUCACCAAAAUGA
This is a messenger RNA of Suncus etruscus (white-toothed pygmy shrew), 939 nucleotides long. RefSeq names its product olfactory receptor 50-like. Gene Ontology annotation, molecular function: G protein-coupled receptor activity; olfactory receptor activity. NCBI's taxonomy places the organism in Eukaryota, Metazoa, Chordata, Mammalia, Eulipotyphla, Soricidae. Gene Ontology annotation, cellular component: membrane. The transcript has a single exon. Bases 4 to 939 code for a protein of 311 amino acids. The record is from RefSeq and is a predicted model, not a curated record. Gene Ontology annotation, biological process: G protein-coupled receptor signaling pathway.